Messenger RNA from Colletotrichum lupini, 2031 nucleotides. RefSeq names its product AMP-binding enzyme. Gene Ontology annotation, biological process: secondary metabolic process. The record is from RefSeq and is a predicted model, not a curated record. Gene Ontology annotation, molecular function: CoA-ligase activity. The transcript has 4 exons. The coding region runs from base 1 to 2031 and encodes 676 amino acids. Lineage: Eukaryota; Fungi; Ascomycota; Sordariomycetes; Glomerellales; Glomerellaceae.
AUGAGACUAGAGAGAAAUCCACUUUGGAAUUGCCGUCUUCCCCGUCUCCUCAUGGUCCUGGUGGUAUUUAUUUCAACUGGGCGUCUGCCGGCUGCUACCUGGCUUGGUCCCUCUUUCCUUGUAGACAAGAAAAAGACGAAGACAAUUCUCUCUGUGAUAAGACAAACUUUCAGUAAUAUCAUAUUCUUUUUUUUCCAAACUGACGAGCCGCGGCCAAAACAAGGACUGGGAUCACUAGAGAAGCUCAGAACCUUAUUGCAGCAAGUCCCUUCAAACAACGGCGUCCCGACAAGCCAUCGUUUGAACAAAACCACACAUCUCUACUCCAACAUGCCAAUCGAAUCACGGUGGUCGGAGCCCAUUCCGAACUGCUCGCUGCAGACAUGGAUCUUCGGCUCCUCCAACGCUUCCCUCUCCGAUCGCAAAGCAUUCUAUGACGCCGACAGACCAGAAACCCACUUCCUGACCUUCUCCGACUACCGCCUCGUGGCGAAGCAAAUCGCCCUCGGCCUACAAGCGGCGGGCCUCAAGCCCGGCGACCGCGUCCUCCUCUUCUCGGGCAACAACCUCUUCUUCCCCGUCGUAUUCCUCGGCGUCCUCAUGGCCGGCGGCAUCUUCACGGGCGCCAACCCGACCUUUGUGCCCCGCGAACUGGCCUACCAGCUCAAGGACAGCGGCGCAACCUUCAUGGUUGCCGCCGAGGGCAGCCUUGACACAGCCCUCGAGGCGGCCAAGGAGGUCUCCAUGCCCGCCAGCAAUGUCUUCGUCUUCGACACCACAGUGCCCGGAUCCAGCGCGCCCGAGAAGCCCGCGCGGGGCGGCGCCCGUCACUGGACGGAGCUCAUCGCCCCGCGGGCGCGGGCCGAGACGUUCGAGUGGGUCGAGCCGGCCGACGCCCGCACGACAACGUGCUGCCUGAACUACAGCUCCGGCACGACGGGCGUGCCCAAGGGCGUCGAGAUCUCCCACUACAGCUACGUCGCCAACGGCACCGGCGUCGUAAAAGUCGCGGCGCUCGAGCCGGACCACGAGGCCACUGUCGCCCGCUCCGUCGGCCUCUGCUUCCUGCCCCUCUAUCACGCCUACGCGCAGACGUACUUUGUCGCCAACUUUGCCAAGCAGGGGAUCCCCGUCUACAUCAUGACCGGCUUCGACUUUGUCAAGAUGCUCACCUACAUCCAAAAGUACCGCGUCACGCAGCUCGUCAGCGUGCCCCCGAUCCUCGUCGCCCUCACAAAACACCCCAUCACAUCCAAGUUCGACCUCAGCAGCCUCGAGACCGUCGGCUCCGGCGCCGCGCCCCUUGCUGCCGAUGUGGCCCGCCAAACAGAGCGCAUCCUCAAGAAGCAGGACCUCAUCGUCCGUCAGGGCUGGGGCAUGACCGAGGUCACCUGCACAGCCAUGACGUGGGAUCCGAACCGCCUGAUCCGCAGCGCCUCCGUCGGCGAACUCAUGCCCAAUUGCCAGGGGAAGCUCGUCAACCCUGAGACCGGUAAGGAGGUCACCGAGGCAAAGGUCCCCGGCGAGCUCCUGAUCACGGGCCCGACUGUCAUGCGGGGGUACUGGCGUAACCCCAAGGCCACCAACGAGACCAUCGUCACCGAUGCUCAAGGCAACCGCUGGCUGCGGACCGGUGAUGUUGCCUACAUCGAGGAAUAUAGCACGGGCGGUCUCUUCCACAUCGUCGACCGCAUGAAAGAGCUCAUCAAAGUCAAGGGCAACCAGGUGGCCCCAGCUGAGCUGGAAGCAUUGCUUCUUGAGCGUCCAGACGUGGCCGAUGUUGCCGUCAUCGGGGUUACCAUUGACGGAGAAGAGUUGCCGAGGGCAUAUAUCGUCCGGUCAGCUGAUACUAAUGCUUCCGAGGAGGAGAUUGCAGAGUGGUUGGCUGGUCGGGUCGCUAAGCAUAAGCGACUCAAAGGCGGUGUGUCGUUUACCGACGUGAUUCCCAAGAACCCCUCUGGUAAGAUCUUGAGAAAGAUUCUUAGAGAAAAGGCCAAGAAAGAAGUUGGCGACUCGAUUGCAAAGCUAUAG